AUGGAGGAUUCAGCAAAGGACUGGUUGGAGAGUUUGGAGUCGGGUUCUAUUAGAACAUGGGAUGCUAUGGUGGAAAAGUUUUUGGAAAAGUUCUAUCCCCCGAGUGAGGCUAUUAAGAGGCAACAUGAGAUCACUGCCUUUCAUAUGAACCCUGCAGAGAAUAUUAGAGAAGCAUGGGGGAGGUUCAAACCCUUGAUGAAGCGGUGUCACAACCAUGGGUUAACCCCGGUAGUGCAAGUCAUUACAUUCUUCAAAGGGUGCGUGCCUGAAGCACAACGGGAGUUGAAUUUGAGCUCAGGAGGAAAUCUUCUCAAGAAAGGAGUGAAUGAAGCUAUGGAAGUGAUUGAGGAGCUCGCCUAUAAUGAUGAAGUAUGGAGUAAUGAGAGGAGUAAGGUGCAUAGGGUGGCUUCCACUACAGAUCAUGAUCCAAUAAACACCUUAUCCGACAAGUUGGAUGCUCUUACAAUGAAAUUUGACUGCAUGGCGAUGAGGCAGCCCUCUCAAGGACCCCAAAGAGGUGUAGAAGAUGUGAACUACGUGCAACAAGGGGGCAACAACAUGUACUAUAAUAACCCCCGCCCUAACUAUCAGGGUGGAGGUUAUAAUCAGUACGGGAACAUGGGGCAUCCCAACCUCUCUUAUGGAAACCCCAAUAAUGCUCUGCAACCACCUCAGGGGUUCACAGUUACUGAUGGAAUGGUUAAUGAUCAAAAGAAGAUGACCACAGAGGACAUACUCAAGUCCUUCAUGAUUCAGACUAACAAGGUCAUGGAACAGAACAACCAAAGGAUGGAGAAAGUUGAAUCAGACGUGCAAGGAAUGGCCACUCAUCUGAAGAAUAUUGACAUACAUAUCAGCCAGAUUUCCCAAACUGUGAGUGCUAAUACUCAAUCGGGAAAGUUUCCAUCAAAUACUAUCAUCAAUCCCAAGGACUGCAAAGCUGUACAUCUGAGGAGUGGAACAAGCUAUGAGGGACCUCCAAUGCCAUCCGAAAAUGAGGAUAGAGUAGCAGAAAGGAAAGCUGAAGAGAAGGAAUUGGUCGAAGAAAAUGAGACUGUGCAGAUUUCUACUCCACCUAAGGAGAACACGACUAUACAUUCACCUACACCACCUACAGCUCAUAGUUCAGCUGAAGUGAGGAUCCCUUAUCCUAAACGUGUUCAGAAGAAGAAGACAGAUGCUCAGUUUUCAAGGUUCUUAGACAUCUUUAGGAAGGUUAACUUGAAUAUUCCAUUGGUGGAGGCACUUCAAGAAAUGCCUACAUAUGCAAAGUUCCUAAACGAUGUGCUCUCCAAGAAGAAGAGGUGGACUGACUAUGAGACGGUGAACAUAUCUGAAAACUGUAGUGCCAUAAUUCAGAAAAAGCUACCGGCGAAGCUUAAAGAUCCUGGCAGUUUCAACAUCUCAUGCGUCAUUGGAAAUGACAGACAGAUAAAUGCACUUUGUGAUCUGGGGGCGAGCAUAAAUUUGAUGCCAUUAUCGUUUUUCAGAAAGAUGAAGAUCGACACUCUCAAGCCGACAACAAUCCCACUGCAGAUGGCAGAUAGAACCGUCACCUAUCCUAAAGGAAUUGUUGAGGAUGUUCUUGUGAUGGUACACGACUUUAUAUUUCCCGUCGAUUUUGUAGUGUUGGAUAUGGAAGAAGACGUGAAUGUACCGCUUAUCUGGGGCGUCCAUUCCUUGCAACGGGAAAAGCAUUGA
This is a messenger RNA of Salvia splendens (bonfire salvia), 1701 nucleotides long. RefSeq lists its product as uncharacterized. The coding region runs from base 1 to 1701 and encodes 566 amino acids. The record is from RefSeq and is a predicted model, not a curated record. Lineage: Eukaryota; Viridiplantae; Streptophyta; Magnoliopsida; Lamiales; Lamiaceae. The transcript has a single exon.